Molecule: messenger RNA, 978 nt
Organism: Bombus huntii
Lineage: Eukaryota; Metazoa; Arthropoda; Insecta; Hymenoptera; Apidae
Product: omega-amidase NIT2-A-like
Exons: 3
Coding region: 301-687 (128 amino acids)
Biological process (GO): oxaloacetate metabolic process; L-glutamine metabolic process
Cellular component (GO): mitochondrion
Molecular function (GO): omega-amidase activity
Source: RefSeq, a predicted model, not a curated record
UUCAUUUUUCAUUUUGAACCUGUAGAAACAAUUUAUUAUAUAUACUAUUAGCUAAGUAAUUGCAUAUUUAAUUAAGUCGAAAUAUAAAACUUAGUUAUUUUAAUAAUUUAAAAAAUAAAAAACUGACAAACAUUUCAAUUUAAUUUAUGGUUGGAACAAAAGACAGUUAUUUUUCAUUAAUUGAAAUAUUGCAAUGCAGAGUACUUUCCAAAAUACGCCGAGAGUAUUCCUGAUGGUGAAACGAGCGUUGCUUCAUCGAACGCAGCUAAAGAAAACAACAUCUAUGUAGUUGGUGGUACGAUGCCUGAAAUAGAGGGCGAUAAAUUGUACAAUACCUGUACUAUUUGGGGUCCCGAUGGAACUUUGAUAGCAAAACACCGAAAGGUACAUCUAUUCGACAUCGACAUUCCUAAUAAGAUUACUUUUCGAGAGAGUGAUUCACUCAGUCCUGGUAACUCCCUAACGACGUUCGAUGUGAAGGGCUGCAAAAUAGGUAUUGGCAUUUGCUAUGAUAUUAGAUUCGAGGAAAUGGCACGCAUUUAUCGGAACAAAGGUUGCCAAAUGCUGAUAUAUCCAGCGGCAUUCAAUAUGACCACUGGACCAGUGCACUGGUCAUUACUUCAGCGUUCCAGAGCGAAUGAUAAUCAAUUAUACGUUGCCUGCAUAUCACCGGCUCGUGUUCCUUAAGCAAGUUACGUCGCAUGGGGACAUACACAGUUGACCAAUCCCUGGGGAAAGAUUCUUUACGAUUUGGAAACUCAAGAGAAUAUGGCAGUCACCGAUAUCAAAAAAAAAAAAAAAAAAACUGGCGAACCGUGUGUUACCACAACGAGACACGCGAUGCUAUUUGUCGCUUUAAAUUGUGCCGCAACUCGUUUUUGAGAUCUUUGCCAGGGGCGCGUUAAAAUAUGCUGAAAAUAUAUUUCUGGCUUUUCUGGGGUUUAACUGAAAUAUGACAAAUAACGUUGUUAAACAUAU